Molecule: messenger RNA, 2062 nt
Organism: Tauraco erythrolophus (red-crested turaco)
Lineage: Eukaryota; Metazoa; Chordata; Aves; Musophagiformes; Musophagidae
Source: RefSeq, a predicted model, not a curated record
AUGUCGGAGGCCGUGGAUCUGUCCUUCCUGUCGGACGUGGAGAAGGAUUUGAUCCUGCAGGUCCUGCAGCGCGAUGAGGAGCUCCGCAAAGCAGAGGAGAGGAGAAUCAGGCGCCUGAAGAAUGAGCUGCUGGAGAUCCGGCGUAAAGGAGCCAAGCGCGGCAGCCAGCGCUACAGCGAGCGGACGUGUGCCCGCUGCCAGCAGAGCCUGGGCCGCAUCAGCCCCAAGGCCAACACCUGCCGGGGCUGCAACCACUUGGUGUGUCGGGACUGCCGUUCCUACAGCCCCAACAGCUCCCGGGCCAGCAAAAGAGAGACUGUGGGACAAACCCUUCUCCAGAAAGCCCAGCUCAGUGAGCCCAAAAGCUCCUCAGCAUCCCGGCAGCAGAGCCCCUCAGCAUCCCGAGAGGGGCCCAGUUUGUUUCUGGAUGCCUCAGACCCUCGGGAUGGCAAAAGUGACACAGAGUCCAUGGAAAACAUGAGCCUGGAUGGCUACAGACCUAGUCCCGGUGGCGUGGGGGGCAGGAGGAACUCCCUGGAGAGAGCUGCCCUCCUCAAAGAUGGAAAGCAGGUUGCUGCGCCGGCAGGACCCGCUGCCUCCAGCCUGACCCUCCCUCUCCGCUCUAAAAACACGUUCUCCGACGGCUGGGAUGCCACUGUGGGGAGCCGUAGCAGCACUUUGGUUGACGAGCACGAAAUGAUAUUCAAGAAGAAUCCUCGGCGGGUGGUGAGGCCCGCGGACUACACCAAGUCGGUGAUCGACCUGCGCCCAGAGGACUUUGUGGGGGAAGGUGGCUCUUUAGGGGACAGGAGCAAGUCGGUCCCCGGCCUCAACACGGAGCUGGAGGAGGAGGAGGAGGACAUCGAUAACCUGGUGGAGAUCCAUCGCCAGAGAGUGGCCCGGGGCAGCAUGCGCAGGGGUACCUCCUCGAGCACACUGGGGAGCAUGGUCAGCAUUUACAGCGAGGCCGGCGAUUUCGGCAACGUCGUGGUCACCGGGGGAAUCUCCUUCUCCCUGAGCUACGAGCAGAAGACACAGACCUUGUUCAUUCACGUGAAGGAGUGUCGCCAGCUGGCCUACGGGGACGAGAGCAGGAAGCGCUCCAACCCGUAUGUGAAGACCUACCUGCUGCCGGACAAAUCCCGGCAAGGGAAACGCAAGACGACCAUCAAACGCAACACCAUCAACCCCCUGUACAAUGAGCUGCUGAAGUACGAGAUGAACAAGUCCCUCCUGCUUGCCAGGACGCUGCAGUUCUCGGUCUGGCACCACGAUCGCUUUGGCCGCAACACGUUCCUGGGGGAGGUGGAGGUCCCGCUGGACGCCUGGAACUUUGAGAGCCAGCUGGAGGAGUUUCUGCCCCUGCACGGCAAGAUUGGGGCGGAUGCUGCUGGUCUCCCCCAGUACAGGGGGGAGCUGGUUGUCUCCAUGAAGUACAUCCCAUCUUCCAAGCACCCUGGGGCCACAAACAGCAGGAAAGGCAAAACAGGGGAAGGAGGUGAGCUCCAGGUCUGGAUCAAAGAAGCCAAGAACCUCACAGCUGCCAAAUCUGGGGGGACAUCAGACAGCUUUGUCAAGGGCUACCUCCUGCCACACAAAAACAAAGCCUCCAAGAGGAAGACGCCCGUGGUGAAGAAGACCCUGAACCCUCAUUACAACCACACCUUUGUCUACAACGGCAUCAACCCCGAGGACCUGCAGCAUAUCUGCCUGGAGCUGACAGUCUGGGACCGGGAGCCGCUGGCCAGCAACGACUUCCUUGGGGGUGUCCGUCUGGGGGUGGGCAACGGCAUGAGCAACGGGCAGGCUGUGGACUGGAUGGACUCCACAGGCGAAGAGCUGAGCCUGUGGCAGAAGAUGCGCCAGUACCCGGGCUCGUGGGCAGAGGGGACGCUCCAGCUCCGCUCCACCAUGGCCAAGCUGAGGCCGUAGGCUGUGGCAGCAGCACCGGGACUCAGCCGAGGAGCUGGCACUGCUGCUCGGGAGCCGUGCUCGCUGCGGGGCCCAGCAGGGCUGCCAAAUGUGGUUAUUUUUUUUGCUUAUACUUUAAUAAACAUGACCU